AGGCGUUUUCGGAAGCGGCUCGGCCCCGCACAAGGGCCAUUUGUUUGUUUUGGGACUCGGGGCAGGAAAUCUUGCCCGGCCUGAGUCACGGCGGCUCCUUCAAGGAAACGUCAGUGUUCUCUGGUCGCCCUCGCCCGCUGCGCGCCCGGCCGCCGCUGCCCAUGGGGGAGAUGCAGGGCGCGCUCGCCAGGGCCCGGCUCGAGUCCCUGCUCCGGCCCCGGCACAAGAAGAGGGCCGAGGCGCAGAAACGGAGCGAGUCCUUCUUGCUGACCGGACUGGCUUUCAUGAAACAGAGAAGGAUGGGCCUGAACGACUUUAUUCAGAAGAUUGCCAAUAACUCCUAUGCAUGCAAACACCCUGAAGUUCAGUCCAUUUUGAAAAUCUCCCAACCUCAGGAGCCUGAGCUCAUGAAUGCCAACCCUUCUCCUCCACCAAGUCCUUCUCAGCAAAUUAACCUGGGCCCAUCAUCCAAUCCUCAUGCUAAACCAUCUGACUUUCACUUCUUGAAAGUGAUCGGGAAGGGCAGUUUUGGAAAGGUUCUCCUGGCAAGACACAAAGCCGAAGAAGCAUUCUAUGCAGUCAAAGUUUUACAAAAGAAAGCGAUCCUGAAAAAGAAGGAGGAAAAGCAUAUUAUGUCAGAGCGGAAUGUUCUCCUGAAGAACGUGAAACACCCUUUUCUGGUGGGCCUUCACUUCUCUUUCCAGACGGCUGACAAACUGUACUUUGUCCUAGACUACAUUAACGGUGGAGAGUUGUUCUACCAUCUCCAGAGGGAGCGAUGCUUCCUGGAACCACGGGCUCGGUUCUAUGCUGCUGAAAUAGCCAGUGCCUUGGGUUACCUGCACUCUCUGAACAUCGUUUAUAGAGACUUAAAGCCAGAGAAUAUUUUGCUGGAUUCACAGGGACACAUUGUCCUUACUGACUUUGGACUCUGCAAGGAGAACAUUGAACACAAUGGCACGACGUCCACCUUCUGCGGCACACCCGAGUAUCUUGCACCUGAGGUGCUUCAUAAGCAGCCUUAUGAUAGGACCGUGGACUGGUGGUGUCUGGGGGCCGUCUUAUAUGAGAUGCUGUAUGGCCUGCCUCCCUUUUAUAGCCGAAACACAGCUGAGAUGUACGACAACAUUCUGAACAAACCCCUCCAGUUGAAGCCAAAUAUUACAAAUUCUGCAAGACACGUCCUGGAGGGCCUCCUGCAGAAGGACAGGACGAAGAGGCUUGGUGCCAAGGAUGACUUUAUGGAGAUUAAGAAUCACGUCUUCUUCUCCCUAAUUAACUGGGAUGAUCUCAUUAAUAAGAAGAUUACUCCCCCUUUUAACCCAAAUGUGAGUGGACCCAGCGACCUGCGGCACUUUGAUCCCGAGUUUACCGAAGAGCCGGUCCCCAACUCCAUCGGUCGGUCGCCCGACAGUAUCCUCCUCACAGCCAGCGUCAAGGAAGCGGCCGAGGCCUUCCUGGGCUUUUCCUACGCACCUCCCGUGGACUCUUUCCUCUGAAUGGUCUUGGGGUUGGUUGCGAAGGACUUUACGGGCGUUUGUGAAAUGUUUUAGUUAGCCUUUUGGCAGAGCUGCCAGCUGACAGGACAUCUUAAAAGAGAAUUUGCACAUCCCUGGAAGCUUGCACAUCUUGGCAAUCUUAUUGCACAGUUUGCUGGAAGCUUUUUGAAGAGCACAUCCUCCUCAGUGAGCUCGUGAGGUUUUCCUUAUUAUUCCUUCCAAUGUGGUGCUAUCUCUGAAAUGAGCAGUAGAGGGCCGCCCCAGACAGAUGGCAGUGGUCUCAUUCGAAGGAGGACGCUGUUCUGAGAAGGAGCUUCUGAAGGUCUGUCCGGGCCGUGAUAACGAAUCUUAUGAAACGUGCCUUUUCUGAUGAGAUCGUGUUAGCUCCAAAGUUCUUCCUGUUGCCGAGUGUUUCCGUUCUGUUUUUCCUUGUGGACUUCCUGUGUGAUCAGCCGUAUGAGUGUGGUAUGCUUGCUCACAGAAGGACUCAGUUAUAAGCAUCAGUGUGACACUUGCAGGUCACUACAACGUGGGACAUUGUUUGUUUCUUCCAUAUUUGGAAGAUAAAUUUAUGUGUAGGCUGUUUUUUUUUGUAAGAUAUAGUUAAUAACUAAAAUUUAUCGAAAAUGGUCUUGCAACGACUUGUAUCCAGAUGCUUAAAGAAGCAUUGCUGCUACAAAUAUUUCUAUUUUUAGAAAAGGUUUUUAUGGACCAAUGCCCCAGUUGUCAGUCAGAGCCUGGUGUUUUCAUUGUUUAAAAUAUCACCUGUAAAAUGGGCAUUAAAUAUGCUUUUGUUUCUUUUUUGCAUUCCUGAUAAUUAUAUGUAUUGUAUAAAGAAAGUCUGUACAUUGGGUUAUAACACUAGUAUAUUUAAAUUUACAGGCUUAUUUGUAAUGUAAACCACCAUUUUAAUGUACUGUAAUUAACAUGGUUUUAAUAAUGUACAAUU
Molecule: messenger RNA, 2448 nt
Organism: Physeter macrocephalus (sperm whale)
Lineage: Eukaryota; Metazoa; Chordata; Mammalia; Artiodactyla; Physeteridae
Gene: SGK1
Product: serum/glucocorticoid regulated kinase 1
Exons: 12
Coding region: 162-1499 (445 amino acids)
Biological process (GO): protein phosphorylation
Cellular component (GO): cytoplasm; nucleus
Molecular function (GO): protein serine/threonine kinase activity; ATP binding
Source: RefSeq, a predicted model, not a curated record